Messenger RNA from Fibroporia radiculosa, 1692 nucleotides. RefSeq lists its product as uncharacterized. The record is from RefSeq and is a predicted model, not a curated record. Gene Ontology annotation, biological process: lactate metabolic process. The transcript has 15 exons. NCBI's taxonomy places the organism in Eukaryota, Fungi, Basidiomycota, Agaricomycetes, Polyporales, Fibroporiaceae. Gene Ontology annotation, molecular function: L-lactate dehydrogenase (cytochrome) activity. Bases 1 to 1692 code for a protein of 563 amino acids.
AUGCACAUUGCUAGCGAGUUGCGACCGGAAUAUAUGAAAGCCCAAAGGCCAACGCCCUCUAUUUCCGCUGCUCCCCGGCGCAGAAGUUUCUGCCAUGCAUUUGUUGCUUCGGACUGGAAGGCUGGCUAUCCAAGACCUAGACUAUUUGCAGGAGGCGCUGUCUUUGGUGCAUACAUCGGCUAUGCUGCUCUCCAUCCUGUGUAUCUCGAUACGCCAGGGAAAGCGCCUGUCCCGAGUGUGCAAGUAGAGAAGCAUAUCACGUACCAGGAGGUUCAGAGACACAGCACCUCGGAGAGCUGCUGGGUCAUUAUCAAUGGUCAAGUGUAUGAUGCUACAUCGGUUCUGAAAUGGCAUCCUGGAGGCGCAGGGGUUAUUGUCAGGAACUCGGGAAAAGAUGCGACCAAGGCUUUCGUACCAAUUCACCCUCCCGAUACACUGCAGCAGCUACCUAUAGCGGCUCAUCUGGGGCCCGUUGACCCAGCAACUAUGCCCACGGAUGCUCACCAGCCAACUGAAGAAGAGUUGAGGGUAGCAGAAGCCCGAAAGCUGAUACCUCAUCCAUCUCUGGUCCUGAACCUGAACGAGAUCGAAGAACUUGCUCAGAACGUUUUGACAAAAACUGCAUGGGCAUACUAUCGCUCGACUGCUGAUGACGAAAAUACAUAUUUCGAGAACACUGCCUCAUUUAAACGGUUCUGGUUCCGACCGCGUGUAACGCUCCUUAAUUUUGGUUGCGUUGUCAGCUUGAAUAAGAUCUCGCGUAUAUCCACGACAAGAUCAAUGUUUGGCCUCCCCUCAUCGCUGCCGAUAUACAUUUCUCCUGCAGCUCUGAUGCGCCUUGGGCAUCCAGAUGGUGAGAUGAACGCUACACGAGCUGCCGGACGAGAAGGUAUCUUGCAGGGUAUCUCCAACAACGCCAGUUGUUCGACAGAUGAAUGUGUAUCAGUCAAGCUCCCCCGCCAGGAUUUAAUCUUUCAGUUGUAUAUGAAUAAGGAUCGAUCCGCGUCAGACGUUCUAAUCAAGAAGGUGGAGAGUCAGGGAUUCAAGGCAAUCAUGCUAACAGUGGAUGCUGCUGUCCCUGGGAAGCGUGAACUUGAUCAGCGGGCCAAAGGAGAUGACCUGAAGGAUAUGCCAGCAGCAUUCGGCAAAUCGGACACAGGCGGAGGAUUGGGGGUUUCGCAUGCAAUCUCUGGAUAUCAAGACCCUGACGUCUGCUGGGAGGACAUCCCAUGGCUACAGAGCAUCACCAAAUUGCCGAUCAUUAUCAAAGGAAUUCAAUGUGUCGAGGAUGCAGAGAAGGCUUUCAGAUAUGGCGUUAGUGCCAUUAUCCUGUCAAACCACGGCGGACGAGAAAUGGACUUCUCUCCGGCGCCGAUGACACUUCUCUACGAACUCCAUCAAACUUGCCCGGACCUGCUCGUAGAUCACGAGGUGUACAUCGACGGAGGCGUGCGGCGCGGGACUGAUGUGUUGAAGGCCCUUUGUUUGGGUGCACGCGGGGUCGGUAUCGGCAGGCCCUUUCUGUAUGCUAAUGGCAUAUGGGGUGAAGAGGGCUGCCUCAGAGUAAUCCAAAUACUGCGGGAAGAGAUAGAGACAGGAAUGCGGCUGCUCGGUGUGACUAGUCUCGAGCAGCUGACCCCGAAGAUGAUUCGCUACGUUGACCGUGAUCCGCCUCCUCGUUCCCGCCUGUAG